AUAAAAUAUAUAUAUUUAAAAGGGCACCUGGCUGGCUCAGUCAGUGGAGCAUGGGACCCUUGAUCUCCAGGUCAUAAGUUCGAGCCCCACGUUGGGUGUAGAGCUUACUUGAAAAAGAAAAAUACAAAUCAAAAAUAACAUCACUUCUUUCGGGAUCCCUCCUCCCCUACACAGGCCAAAGGAGUCCAAGGCAGUCUUCAAUCAUAGCCCUGAGCAUGCCACAUGACAUGACCUGUUCUGAGUUCCAUGGACCAAAGAUUGUUAGUUGUUCAUCACUGCAUUCCCCGGUACCCAGCACUUGGCACUUAGCAAGCACUCAAUAAAGAUCAUGUUCUUUUAUAUGAAUAACUGAACUGAGUGGCAUCUGGUUAUGAGGAGGAACUUCCUAACCAUCAUGGUUGGAUAAUAACAGGAAUGGGAAGCACUGGGAGAUAAUGAGUUUCCUGUUACUGAAUGUGUGCAACCAGGAACUUAAUGAUCAUCGCUAGGGGCAGUUUUAGGGAGAUAUUAUACAGAACCCAGGAUAAUGGAGAGAAUAUAAGACAUCAGGAGAACUAGUUCUCGUCCUGUUUGUAUGACCCAAGGCAGGUCCCUUCCUCUCACUGAGCUGCAAACUUCCCAUGUGUAAAACAGAAGUACCAGACCAGAUUUCUGACAACCCAUGGUUUUGUCUUUUAUACCCAGACUUGUGAGACAUAUGCCAAAAUACAAGUUAAUAUUCUUGUUUGCUGUUCAGUAAAUGAGUGAGUGUUGAAUAAACUAAGGAAUGAAGUGUGUCUUUUUUGCCCCAAUGUCCUGCGCUAAGUGGGACAAUGAAAUUGUCAAUUGAAAAUUAGCUAGAGCCUUGAAAUUACAUGGGACUUGGCCAUAAAUCCCAGCUCCCCUAUUUCCUUGCUCCGGAUUUUGGGAAAGUCAAUUUGCCUCUUCAUCCUGAAAAAGGACCAUGGUUAUCCAAUAGUAGCUCCCUCCCCAAGAUGUGUGAGAUGUCACCCUAUGUAAAGUGCCUAGAAGAGGGUGUAGGACGCAGUCAAACCUCAAAAACUGAGAGCCCUGCCUCUUCUGCACAUAGUGGAGCAGGGAGUGUGUUGUGUUUUCCAUUCAAAGCUACUUUCCCCCACCUGUCUCUCCUGUGCCAUUCAAAAAGGGUAGUAGGAAGGAUUGUCAGAGAGAUUUUAUUUGUUCAGUUGUAUAACAAACAAUAUCUGCCCUGCUAGGGACUGAUCACGAGGCCUUUUGACAGGAAGUGACAAUUAAUUCUUUCUGACCUACUCCUGCCCUCCCGAUAAAAGGUAAAACACAGCCCUUCAGGGAAGUUGCUGAGAUUACCAGGCCUUCUGUAUCGGAAAAGAACAGAAUGAGGAACUCAUAGCUGCAAGUCCCCACACUCAGAAACCUCUGGCGAGCUGUGUGACUCUGGGCAAAUAACUCUGCCUUUCUGGAUCUCACUUCCCCGUUUAUUACUUCCUAUGUGUGAGGCUCAGAUGAGAUUUGCAGAACCUGUGAACACUGUAGAAACAAUAAUCGCUACGUGACUGAUGGAUAUGUCAGCCCCAGGUCUGCGCCAGGCACUGGAUCAGGGUCCUUCCAAGAACUAAUUACAAAAUUAGUACUAGUUUGAAAUGUUCCUGUUUCACACAGGAGAAAACCUAGGUUCGAAGUCAGACUCCAACUCGGAUAGCACGUCUUCCCUCGGCCUCAAUUUUUUUCACCGGAGUGAUGGGCCUCCCGCUGUCGCCUGACUUUGGAAAGUUGGGAGUGCUGGAUGGAUGGAGACUGUGGGAUAGACUGGGGCCCGCCGGGGCAGGCCGGGUCUUCGGGAUGGGUGGGAGGAUUCAGAGGCUGGGAGCCCCUGCGGAUUGGGUACGAUCCCGCAGGAGGGCUGGGGUUCGCCCAGGCCUACCCAGGAUUCCCAAGUCCCUCCCGGAGCGGAGGGCCCGGGAUUCCCGGGAGGCUCCGGGGAGCGGGCGGGGCCGGGGGCGGGGCGGGGCGGCGGCAGGAAGCGGCCGGAGCGGCGCUGGGAGCGGCCUGGGCCCGGCGAAGCCCGCCGGCCUCGGGUGCCAUGGCCUCGCGGCUCCUGCACCGGCUGCGGCACGCCCUGGCCGGCGACAACCCGGGGGAGGCGGCGGCCGGCCCGGAGGCCGAGCAGUUCCCAGAGAGCUCGGAGCUGGAGGACGACGACGCCGAGGGCCUGUCCUCCCGCCUCAGCGGCACCCUCAGCUUCACCAGCGCCGAGGACGAAGAGGACGAGGACGACGAGGACGACGGGGAGGUUGGCCCCGACCCCCUGCCCUCCGGGGACGGGGCAUCGGGAGAAGAUGCAGAACGGAGCCCCCCACCUGAUGGGCAGCGGGGCAGUCAGCCCCUGGCAAGGCAGUUGCAGGAUUUCUGGAAGAAGUCCCGGAACACCUUGGUGCCCCAGCGGCUGCUCUUCGAGGUGACCAGCGCCAACGUGGUCAAGGACCCACCCUCCAAGUACGUGCUCUACACCCUCGCCGUGAUGGGUCCAGGGCCACCUAGUCGCCAGCCGGCCCAGAUCUCUCGCCGCUACUCGGACUUUGAGCGGUUGCACCGAAACCUGCAGCGACAGUUCCGGGGCCCCAUGGCUGCCAUCUCAUUCCCCCGGAAGCGCCUGCGCCGGAACUUUACCGCAGAGACCAUUGCCCGCCGCAGCCGGGCCUUCGAGCAGUUUCUGAGCCACCUGCAGGCAGUGCCUGAGCUGCGCCAGGCCCCAGACCUGCAGGACUUCUUUGUGCUGCCUGAGCUGCGGCGGGCACAAAGCCUCACCUGCACCGGCCUCUAUCACGAGGCUCUCGCACUCUGGGCCAACGCCUGGCAGCUGCAAACCCAGCUGGGCACCCCCUUGGGCCCUGACCGCCCUCUGCUGACCCUGGCUGGGCUGGCCGUGUGCCACCAGGAGCUGGAGAACCCUGGGGAGGCCCGGGCGUGCUGCGAGAGAGCCUUGCAACUGCUGGGGGACAAGAACCCCCACCCUCUGUUGGCACCCUUUCUGGAGGCCCAUGUGCGGCUCUCCUGGCGCCUUGGCCUGGACAAGCGCCAAUCUGAGGCCCGGCUCCAGGCCCUGCAGGAGGCGGGCCUGACCCCCACACCACCCCCCAGUCUCAAAGAAUUGCUCAUCAAGGAAGUACUGGACUGACCUUGCCUAGACUUCAGGCAACUGCGAGGAGAGGCACUGCCCAAGGACAGGGGGCUGGCGGGCAGUGAGGAUGGCAGCUGGGAAGCUGGGGGUGGGGUGCUGGGAACCCCUAGAAGUCCUAUGGAGAAUCUAUAGUAGACCAAGGAAACUUGUUCUUUCUGUUGAGCUGGACUCAGGACAAGCUUCAGCUGGGGUUGCCCUGGGAUGGUGCAGGGAGGAAGUCUGCUGCAGCUCAUGAACACCUGGGGACUAGGCCCCAGGGUAGGUCAGUGUUCCCUCUUCCUUGGCCAGAGGGCCAGGGAUUCUGCCUCCAGAGUCCUGGAGUAGGGCUGCGGUCUGGCCCGGGGGAAUUAAAGGCCGGCAGCUCCA
This is a messenger RNA of Nyctereutes procyonoides (raccoon dog), 3523 nucleotides long. RefSeq names its product sorting nexin family member 21 (gene SNX21). Lineage: Eukaryota; Metazoa; Chordata; Mammalia; Carnivora; Canidae. Gene Ontology annotation, cellular component: early endosome membrane. The transcript is spliced from 4 exons. Gene Ontology annotation, biological process: protein transport. Bases 1763 to 3154 code for a protein of 463 amino acids. The record is from RefSeq and is a predicted model, not a curated record. Gene Ontology annotation, molecular function: protein binding; phosphatidylinositol phosphate binding.